Messenger RNA from Funneliformis caledonium, 3570 nucleotides. NCBI's taxonomy places the organism in Eukaryota, Fungi, Glomeromycota, Glomeromycetes, Glomerales, Glomeraceae. The record is from the annotation of a GenBank genome assembly.
AUGGAAGAUCAAAUAGUUAGAGACAAUAUUUGGAGAUUAAAAUCUAUUAUUAAAAAUGAUCAUAAUGCUAUAGAAUCCGAAUCUUUUUUAAGAAAAGAAUAUCCAAACGAAAACAUAGAUAACAUUAUUAACAAAUAUGAAGAUUCAAUUAAUCCAAAUUAUGGAGGAGGAUUAUUUCAUCAUUUGUUUCAUUCAUUGCCUCGUUUAUAUACAGAAUAUACCAAAAUUGGUUAUCGUAGAAGUAAUAGAUUUGGAUGCAUAGAAACCUAUCCAUUAUAUGAAGAUAAUAAAUUUAAUACUUUUAAAAAUAUAUAUGUUAUAUUAAAAUAUUUAGAUAAUUUAAAUUUUACAGAAGCAUUUUUACAAGAGUGGGUUGAUGAUAUUCGUCAAAGGAGAAAUACGGAGAUAUUCGAACAAUUUAUGAAAUGCGUAUCUGCACAACCUUCAAUGGCAUCUCCAUAUGAAACGGAUCCACAAGCAAUAUAUACGAGCAGGCUUUUGGAUUUUAAAAAUCUUCCCGAACCACAAAAUUCAAUAGAAAUUAAUAACGAAUUUUAUGAUUCUUUAGAAAUGUGUGAUAAUGUUUCCAUCGAAAUGCCACCUCCACAUAAUGGUGAACCUAUUAGUAUGAUGGAAAUAUCACCGAACGGAAAAUAUCUUGUUACUUACAGUGAAGUAGACAAAACAAUUGUCGUGUGGAACGUUGAAAAUAUUAAAGAUAUAAUAGAAGGCGAAGACUUGAAAGGAAAACAUCUUAUAAAUUAUUACAAGCACGAAUUAGUUGAAACAUCUAGAAGUAUAUUCCAUAUAUGUGUCUCUGAUGAAAAGAUACUAGCGUAUAUUAAUAAUAAUUAUGAAAUUAAAAUCGUUGAUUUGAAUGAUAAACAACCUCAAGAAAUCAAAUUGUAUUUUGAAUUUGAUGCAAUGGAGAUACAAAUUUGUAACUUUAACAAGGAUGGAAGGCUAAUUCUAUUUUGUUCUGUUAGAACUAAUGUUAUUUAUGAUUUUAUCAAUAUUGUUUGUGUUUAUUCAAUCUCAACACUAACCAAAAAAACCAAGUGUCAAAAUAUCUACAAGUUACCUAAAGAUGCGGAAAUCAAAACAAAGGAUAUCAGAAUUUCUAAUAAUGAAAAUUACACUUGCAUGAAAAUAAAUGAUGAAAAAAUUUUCAUUCAUUCAAAUAAACAUGAAUUUUCUACGAUGUCUUUGGAUUUGAAAAACGAGGAAAAACUAAAGCAUUAUAUGAAACAUCAUCGAAAUUUGUUAUUUCCUUUAUUUGAUCAUCCGUUGAUUUGGAAACCUAAUAAUAAAUGCUAUGCUAUUGAUUCUCAAUCAAAAAAUUAUAGAUUCCUGAAUGUAGAUGAUAAUGAAUUAAACUUGGAUUCAUUAGUGGUAUUAAAAGUUAAAAAUGAUGAUAAAGACCAUUUAGAAUUUUCUUACUUUUCUUAUCAACAAGAUAUUUUAGGAGAAUAUCAAUUAGAUAUAGGUUCUAUUUUAUGGAAAAUCAAAAAAGAUGAAUUAGGAAUACAGACAUUCAUAAUUGAAGAAAAUCUUAAUAAACUGAUGGAAGAAGAUGCGAAAAAGUUUAUUGAAAUGUUAUUAGAGAUCAAAACAAAUGUGAAUUUUCUUGGAAGCCGGAUAGAUAAAUAUAAAAUUCCGAUCAAAGAAUUUAUUAAAAUGAAAAGUAUGACUAAAUUAGAUAUUAAAAUUAGCCAAGCGUUAGAAAAGAAUUUUAUUGAACGACUAACUAUAAUUGAUGAAGAGAAAGAUCAUGAUAAAUGGAAAAAUAAAAUAGGAGAAUUGAUGAAAGAUUUUAAUAAACGGAUAAAUAAGAUAAUCGAAUUAAAGAAAGAUCCUAAUCAAUUUAAAAUUAUAAUAACAAAAACUUUUUUAAAAGUUAAUGAAGAUUUGAUCCGUCUAUUUGGUACAGAUAAAUAUUUAGAUCGCAAUGGACUUGAAAUACUUGUUUACAAAAUAUUAAAGAAUAAUGAAAUUGCUCUACUAACAAACAUUGGAAUUUUCAUAUUCCAUUUAAAUAAUGAAGAGAAAUUAAUUUCUUUGGAUUAUUUUUAUCUUAUGGAACCGGAGCCAAUUAUCAAAAUUAUCAGUAAAAUAAAUGGAUAUCCAGAAGUUGAUGAUAAAGAUAGGUAUUACGUAUUUGUUAGUGGAUUGGUUUCAUAUAUUCAAAAGAAUAAUGAAGAAUUUUCAAAAUAUGGUUCUGCAUUUUUAAUAUAUGCGAUUAAGUUAAAAGAUUCAAACCUAAUAGAUGAUAUAUAUAAUAGGUGUUUACAUCACUUAAAACAAGAUUUAGAUAAUAAUAUCGAUAUAUUAAAUGUUAUUAAUGCAUCAAUGCCAUUAUUGGAUAAAUAUUAUCCUGAAUAUAUAGCAAGAUAUUCAUUAGAUACAAACAUGAUAAUAGAUUCUAUUGAAUAUAAAAUCGAUCAUCUUAGUACUUCACAUCUUUAUCCAUUUUCCAAUAUUGAAAUAGUUGAUUUAACGCCAUCUAUUGUUUGGACAAAAUAUACUAUUAAAGUGGAUGACAUCUGGUGGGAAUUAAUUGCGCCUAGACCUAGUUCAUUUGUAGAAACAAUAAAUAGAGAAAUUUAUAAAACAUGGAAUGGUGAAGAAUUAAUUAAUUUCAAGUGGAAUGCAUAUGGAAAAUAUUAUUAUUAUGCGAUUUGGAUGAAAUUUACUGCUUUGCUUGGAUGUUUUAUGGCUGCUUCAACAUUUUCUGACGUGAUCGUAUCUGAAGAUAUUAGAAAACGACUUCUAACCUCCUCAAUUGUUCUAGGAUUUACUCACUUCACUUUCGAAAUUCGUCAGUUUAUUUAUGACCCUAUUAAAUGGAUUAUUGAUCCUUGGAACUAUUUAGAUCUUGGAGCAUUUUUAGUUCCUACCAUUACAUCUAUUUAUUGGUUAGAGCAUUCGAAAUAUUUGGUGUCUAUUUUUUUUGCUCAUGCCUUUUUGAUUCUAUUACAACCAAGAAAAGAUUAUAGUUUAGAUAAUCCACCACCUUUAUCUAAUAAUGGUCCCAAUAACCCUUGGAAAUUAACUGAUAGUUAUAAUCAAGUACUAGAAAAUGGUACCAUUGCACCAAAUUCAUCAUUUGUUCAACAACCCGACAUGAAUACAAACAUGUUUACUGAUUACGGAACUUCAGUUUUAUCAAUGUAUUUAUAUCUCAUAGGCGAUUCGAAUGCUUUAUCCAACUGGGAAUAUAAGAAUAAUUCACAACUUACCAUACUAAUGGUAUUAUUCUCUUUAUUAAUUGCCGUGUAUCUUAUGAACUUGUUGAUCGGAUUGCUCAGUAAUGCUAUUGAGGAAGAUAAUAAUAGAGUUUCGUAUUUUGUACAGAUGGCGAAGAUUUUGGCAGAAAUCGAAUUAUUUUACUUAUUUCCAAAUCAGAGACGUUGGAAAAGUUGGUUCCCUGACGUGAUAUAUUAUCACGCCGAUGCUGAUGAGACUCGUAGGAAAAUUAAAGAACUAAUUAAAGAUGGUGAAUGGAAUUCCGAUAAAUUUUCUGAAAUGAAGCAAAAAUUAUUAAACAAGCUAAGGAUUCAGGAUAAGUAA